This is a messenger RNA of Penaeus monodon (black tiger shrimp), 821 nucleotides long. RefSeq names its product glycine-rich cell wall structural protein-like. Bases 156 to 821 code for a protein of 221 amino acids. NCBI's taxonomy places the organism in Eukaryota, Metazoa, Arthropoda, Malacostraca, Decapoda, Penaeidae. The transcript has 2 exons. The record is from RefSeq and is a predicted model, not a curated record.
UUUUGCCAUUUUUUCAUCAAUAAGAUACCUCCGAAGGUCAAGUAUGAUAAGAACAUUUUCCUCUCUGCUCUUGGCCAUAUAUUUGUUUAUGAAGGUGUUCCACAAUCUGGUCCUUGUGGAAAUAGGCCUCACAUCGUAUAAAUAGCAGAACGAAAAUGGUAGGAAAUACUCAUCCCUUUGUCGGCCAAACGCUAACAACCAAGAUGCAUCGUAGCCUCCUGAUAACAGUAGCCUUGAUGGCGACGGUGUAUGUGGCGGUGGCUGACAGUGGAUAUGGUGGACGCGGAGGUGGAAGUGGAGGCGGCCACGGAGGAGGAUUCGGAGGCGGAAACGGAGGUGGAUUCGGAGGUGGAUUCGGAGGAAACGGAGGAGGAUUUGGAGGUGGAAACGGAGGUGGAUUCGGAGGAAACGGAGGUGGAUUCGGAGGAAAUGCUCUCGGAGGUGGAAGUGGCGGUGCCGGAGGUUAUGGCGCUAAUGGCGGAGGCGGAGUGGGAGGAGGCAGCGUGGCUCCUGGAAUCCUCCUCGGAAGCGGAAGCCUUCCAAGCGUCGGUGGAUCAGGUGCUGGCGGUUUCGGUGCAGGUAGUGGCGGUUUCGGCGGAGGAAAUGGCGGAUUUGGCGGUGGAAAUGGUGGAUUUGGCGGUGGAAAUGGCGGUUUUGGCGGUGGAAAUGGCGGUUUUGGCGGUGUGAGUGGCGGUUUCGGCGCAGGUAGUGGCGGAUUUGGCGGUGGAAAUGGCGGUUUUGGCGGUGGAGCUGUUGGCGUGAGUGGCGGUUUUGGCGGUGGUAAUGGUGGCAGCGCUGGUGGCAGUUACGGAAAGAAAUAA